Ostrinia nubilalis (European corn borer) is the source of this 1431-nucleotide messenger RNA. RefSeq lists its product as uncharacterized. Gene Ontology annotation, biological process: rescue of stalled cytosolic ribosome; ribosome-associated ubiquitin-dependent protein catabolic process. The coding region runs from base 25 to 1416 and encodes 463 amino acids. Lineage: Eukaryota; Metazoa; Arthropoda; Insecta; Lepidoptera; Crambidae. The record is from RefSeq and is a predicted model, not a curated record. Gene Ontology annotation, molecular function: ribosomal large subunit binding; ubiquitin protein ligase activity. The transcript is spliced from 5 exons. Gene Ontology annotation, cellular component: cytosol; RQC complex.
CGCAGGGCGGCAUGGUUCGGCGCGAUGAGCAGCGUGAUAGAGCGGUUCGGCGACUCAUUAGGCGCGGGAGUGGGUGCGCGCGCCACGCGAGUUUUGUUGGCGGCCGCGCACGAGCGCCAGCCCAUCGUCGCGCACCAGCUGUGGGGCUGCCUGCUGGCGCUCAUGUACAGCGUGCCGGACUGGCACAAAUGGCUCGACAGAAAGGAUCUCCUCAUCAAACGAAUCCUGGAAAUGUUAGAAAAAGGCGGCUGGGGCGACGCGCGGCGGCUGAGCGACAUGCUGCUGCCGCUGCUGGCGCACCUGCCGCCCGACCUGCUCACAAGGGACUUCCACGAGGCCUUCUUCGGAGCGCUCUGCAAGGGCUUACUGAAGAAGAACAUACUCAGUUCAAAAAGCGAGCGACAGUACUGGAUUACGAGCUUAUCGGAAUGCUUGCGAUACCUCUCCAUCCAGCAGAAUGACUACGUCCUAGAGGUCGUGACUUCCGUGCACCGCACGUGGCUCAAGAACGUCCUCCUGCCCGAACACGACGCGCAGCUAAGGAAUAACUUGGUCAAACAUUCCGCCACUACCAUGGUCGCGCUCAUCAAGUACUGGCUCAAGCAGUCCAAAGAACCGAACGGCGAAAAAUAUGACCAGCUCAUCAGAAACUUCUGGCAAAACGUUGCGUCGACGGUUUUACUGCAACUGGACGAAACGACAGUGGAUGCUGAAAAAAUCGUGCACAUUAUUGAAGGACACAUUUUGCUGUUGCAAACUUUGAAAACGGCUUUCCUUAGUGAAAACAAAAAACCUCUUAGCAUAAAAUUCCACGGUGACGUUCCUAACGAGGAGGCGGAGACUAAAGUUACUCCGGUCCAGGAGCUUGAUGCGGCGUCUAUAGAAAGAUACAAACAUAACUUAAACGAAGUCGUAGAGAAAAUUGUGUGUGGGCAUUUCGAAUUCGCAAACAAAAUAGAUAUUUGUGAACCUAUCCUCACGCCUCUGAUCACCAUUCUGAAUGAGUUCGACAGUAAAAACCUGUACAUAGCAGUGGGUAAACAUUUCAACGCGAACGGAGUGUAUGAGCUGUACGACAAACUGUUGAGGACUUGGAUGGUGACCGACACGAUGCGGUGUAAGGCGAUAGUGGACGUCAUUUUCAUCUUGAUGAAACACUUGACUGAUGAAGAACAGGACGCGGUCCUUGCGUCAUUUGAUCAGUUCCCGUGCGGCGCACUAGAGUGGUGCGUAUCGGCGGCGGCGUGCCACCUGCAAUGGACGUGCGCGGGCACGCGGCGUUGGCUGCGCGGGCGCACCGUGCGCGCGGCGCUGCUGGCCCUCACGCGCCGCCUGCUGCGCCGGCGCUGCGCCGCGGCCAGGAGCCUGCUGCUGGUGUGCCUGUCGCGCGACGCCGCGCCCGCUGGCGGUGAGUAGCGUGCGGCAGUGGCG